Brenthis ino (lesser marbled fritillary) is the source of this 1224-nucleotide messenger RNA. The record is from the annotation of a GenBank genome assembly. Lineage: Eukaryota; Metazoa; Arthropoda; Insecta; Lepidoptera; Nymphalidae.
AUGUACAUAAUAUAUUGCUUAAUUGUUUUAUUACUUCCUAAUACUUUAGUUUACAGCAAAAAGGAUUGCUGGAUCAAUUUUGAUGCAAAACAACACUUUGAAGUUAUGGAUGAAUUAGAUGAACGCUAUGCACAAGUAAGAAAAGAUUUUCAAGAUACAAGCGGAGGUAGAAAACUUGAUAAAGAAAUGUUGGUGAUAUUUUUAAAAACCCGCGGUAUAGCCGAGCGCGCCCUCCAUGCAGCCGAAGGAAACCCAAACUUGAUCCCCGCUGGUAUAAAUCUUGGUGGAUAUUGCAUGAUGAAAUUACCAGAUUCAAUCUUACUACUGCUAAAAAAUGUAACCUACAACAUGAAAGGUCGCUACAGGCUAUUAAGACAUAAAUUGAACAUAGAAAUGGUGCUUUCAGAAAUAGAAAUAGACGAUAUUCUUAUGAUGGAAAUAAGGUUGAGGGACGGUGUAUUACGUGGGCUGGAUAGUAUUUACAGGCGAUCAAUAGCCACAGGCACUAAGGAAAACAACAUCCGUAAAAUUGAUACUGUAGUUGCCUUUAGUAACCUAAAGCUCACAUACACAUUUGAUGCAAUACUUAAGUCAGGAUUUCCAGCAGUAACAGGAUCCCUUACUCUAACAGCGGAUGAACUUAGUGCACACAUGAGCCUAUUAUUGCUUAAAAUUCCAGAAACUGCAGAUAUAAGUUUUACCUUCUUGGAACAGACAAAACCCGAGUCACUGACUGUUGAAGGGCCAGCAAAUAGAAUGAUAUCGAACUUCAAAUAUUUACUCGAGCGUCACAUUAUUGCAAUAAUGGUUAAUACUUUGGUCCACAAUAUAAAGAUGCUGGAUUCUUUGGACCGCUGUGUGCCCCUACUACCUCCUCAUAGUAGUAUACAUAAUUCUUAUACUGAUGAUAUAAGUGAGGUAGCAAAUUCUACUAAUAGUAUAGAAGAAGUAACUGAGAAAUCAUUGCAAAACAAAAAUAUUUCCCAAAGUGAACAUGACAGUGAUACUGGGAAACCUUUGGAUGAAUUAGAUACAGACAGUAAUGUUAACACGGUUCCUUCAAAUGAUACCGCUAAAUCAUCAGACGAAAAUUCAGAUAAAGAAAAGGAAGACGUCUCAGAAAAUGAAAAUAGAAAAGCAUCGAAAUUAAGAUAUCAUAGCCGUAUACCAUCACUCAAAACAAAAUCAAAAAAGAACCAGCUUAAACAUAAAAAGCGCAAAACG